Messenger RNA from Talaromyces marneffei, 1242 nucleotides. RefSeq lists its product as uncharacterized. The coding region runs from base 1 to 1242 and encodes 413 amino acids. Lineage: Eukaryota; Fungi; Ascomycota; Eurotiomycetes; Eurotiales; Trichocomaceae. The transcript has a single exon. Gene Ontology annotation, molecular function: acetyl-CoA C-acyltransferase activity. Gene Ontology annotation, biological process: fatty acid beta-oxidation; phenylacetate catabolic process. Gene Ontology annotation, cellular component: peroxisome. The record is from RefSeq and is a predicted model, not a curated record.
AUGGCAUCACCCAUCCCCCGAGGCCUCAAACAGGUCCUCCAAAAAUCACCCUCCGACAUAGUCAUCCUCUCUUCAGUGCGCACAGCAGUCACCCGCGCCAAAAAGGGCGGUUUCAAAGACGCCUACCCCGAAGAAUUACUGGCGCACGUCCUCAAAGCAACCUUGGCCGCAAACCCAAACCUCGACCCAGCACUCAUUGACGAUGUAGCCGUUGGCUCCGUGCUGCAAGAACUAGGUGGCGCAAAAGCUGGUCGAAUGGCACAGAUCCACGCUGGAUUCCCGCAUUCAGUUUCUUUCCAUACUAUUAAUAGACAGUGCUCCUCUGGAUUGGCGGCUAUUACCACUAUUGCGAAUGGAAUCAGGGCUGGUGCGAUUAAUGUCGGUGUUGGUGGUGGAAUGGAGUCUAUGACGAGGAAUUAUGGCUCAAGAGCCAUUCCGACUGUGCUCUGGCCUGAGUUGAAGGAAUCGCAUUCCCAGGAUGCGCAGGAUUGUAUUAUGCCUAUGGGUUUGACAUCGGAGAAUGUCGCGAGUCGAUAUGGUGUUUCGAGAGAGGAUCAGGAUGUGUUUGCGGCUCAUUCGCAUAAAAAGGCGGCCGCGGCUCAGGCUGCUGGUCUGUUUGAUGAGGAGAUUAUCCCCGUUACCACGAAGUCCUAUGAUGCCGAGAACCCAGAUGCGCCGCCGAAAGAUAUUACCGUGAGCAAGGAUGAUGGUAUUCGACCCACCAUCUCAGCUGAGAAGAUGGCUACGCUCAAACCCGCAUUCAAGGCGGAUGGUACCAGCACAGCUGGAAAUAGUUCGCAGGUUAGCGAUGGUGCGGCUGCGACAUUGCUUAUGCGUCGUUCCACAGCUAUGGAGCUCGGUCUUUCGUCUUCUAUCAAGGGACGAUGGGUCGCCAGUGCGGUCGCCGGCUGUGCCCCCGAUGAGAUGGGCGUUGGACCCGCAUUUGCGAUUCCCAAACUCCUUGCUCAGACUGGAUUGGAAGUCUCUGACAUCGGUAUUUGGGAACUCAAUGAAGCUUUCGCUUCGCAGGCGUUGUAUUGCGUUCGCAAGUUGGGUAUUGACGAGGCCAGGGUCAACCCCAAGGGUGGCGCGAUCGCUAUUGGUCAUCCGCUCGGUGCUACGGGUGCCAGGCAGGUGGCUACAUUGUUGCCUGAGCUGGCCAGGACGGGUCAGGAUAUUGGUGUUGUUAGUAUGUGUAUUGGAACCGGUAUGGGUAUGGCUGGUAUGUUUGUGCGGGAAUAG